ACCUCGGAUAUAAAUUAUGAAGGCGUGCUAUAAUGUUUCCAUGGCUCAAAGGUCUUGCACUUAUCAUGACGUGAAUUGAAGGAUACAUCGCUUAAACAUGAAUGCAGCUUGGCCACAUAUUCCGGAGGUCGAAAGACUGAGCGCGAGAGUCAUCCGCAUACUGGGAGGUAACCCGGGCAAGUUCACGCUACAAGGCACGAACACAUACCUCAUCGGUCAAGGACCUCGCCGUAUCCUCAUCGACUCCGCCCAGGGCAUCCCCUCCUGGAUCCACGCGUUGAAGAAUGUCCUCGCCAGCGAGAAUGCCACCAUUGAGCGCGCCAUCAUCACCCACUGGCACCCCGACCACGUAGGCGGCAUCCCCGACCUCCUCGCCCUCUCCCCGACCACCCUGAUCCACAAGUACGACCCGAACGAAGGCCAAGAAGACAUCCGCGAUGGCCAGAAGUUCUCCGUGCAGGGCGCCACUCUCCGCGCGUUCCACUGCCCGGGCCACACCACCGACCACAUGGCGCUGGUCCUUGAGGAGGAGGACGCCAUGUUCACCGGCGACAACGUCCUGGGCAACGGCACCUCGGUAUUCGAGGACCUCGCGGUCUACAUGGGCUCGCUCGACCGGAUGGCGACCCAGUUCAAGGGCCGAGGAUACCCCGCCCACGGCACGCUGAUCGACAACGGGCCGCAGCGGAUCGCCGAGUACAUCGCGCAUCGCCAGGAGCGGGAGAACCAGAUCUUGGGGCUACUCGCGAGCGACAAGACGGCGGUGGGGAUGGAGCCGGGGCAUGGCUGGACGAGCAAAGAGUUGGUGCAGGUGAUUUAUAGAGAUCUGGUAGAGCAUAUGCACCAGGCGGCGGAACGAGGCGUGCUGCAGGUGUUAGAGAAGCUGCAGUCUGAAGGCCGCGUGGCGCACGAGGAGAGUACGAACGAAUACUCCUUGACUGGAUAUCCACGGUGAACGUUAUGACCAAUCCGAUUUCAUAGUAUGAUUUGUCACGGUAAUUUAAUGAGUGUGACUAUUGCAGUCUCACAUGCAGAUACGAUCCCUUUCUGCUUUUUUUUAAUGCGCAAUGAAUGUAGUUACGAACCCAGACCAAUUCAAGCCUGCUUCUGAGUGCCCUUUGUGUCGUCCAACGCGAAACAUCUCUCCACCGAGUCCUUGUUAUUCAUGAACCAAUUCGGCAUGGCAAU
This is a messenger RNA of Eremomyces bilateralis CBS 781.70, 1188 nucleotides long. Its product is annotated as Metallo-hydrolase/oxidoreductase. The transcript is spliced from 4 exons. Gene Ontology annotation, biological process: secondary metabolite biosynthetic process. The record is from RefSeq and is a predicted model, not a curated record. Bases 98 to 955 code for a protein of 285 amino acids. NCBI's taxonomy places the organism in Eukaryota, Fungi, Ascomycota, Dothideomycetes, Eremomycetales, Eremomycetaceae.